This is a messenger RNA of Sphenostylis stenocarpa, 1413 nucleotides long. Lineage: Eukaryota; Viridiplantae; Streptophyta; Magnoliopsida; Fabales; Fabaceae. The record is from the annotation of a GenBank genome assembly.
AUGGAAGAACCUACAUUGUUGUUCCCAGACACAGACCUCGAUCUCAGCUUCACCAGCACCACCACCGACCGUACCAGUGCCCGAACUAGCCUCGCUCGAACCAGCAGCCUCACCCUCAGCUUCAACGACCGUAUCUCCACCGUCGAGCCAACCGUCUCCGUCGUCAAUCGCCGCCCCCACCGGAGCUCCGACCCCCACUGGUCCGCCAUUCAGGCCGCUACCAUGCUCUCUUCCGACGGACGCCUCCACCUCCGCCAUCUUAAACUCCUUCGCCACCUCGGCUCCGGCAACCUCGGCCGCGUCUUCCUCUGCCGCCUCCGCGACUACGACGGCGCCAACUUCGCCCUCAAAGUCGUCGACAAAGACCUCCUCACACCCAAAAAACUCUCCCACGCGGAAACCGAGGCCGAAAUCCUCCACGCGCUAGAUCACCCCUUCCUCCCCACGCUCUACGCACGCAUAGACGUCUCCCACUACACGUGCCUCCUCAUCGACUACUGCCCCGCCGGUGACCUCCACUCUCUCCUCCGCAAACAGCCCCACCACCGCCUCCCAAUCUCCGCCGCGCGUUUCUUCGCCGCCGAGGUCCUCGUCGCCCUGGAGUACCUCCACGCGCUGGGAAUCGUCUACCGCGACCUCAAACCCGAAAACGUUCUCUUACGCGAGGACGGCCACGUCAUGCUCUCGGAUUUCGAUCUCUGCUUCAAAUCCGACGUGGCACCAACUCUCACACUCCAGCCCCACAACAAACCCCAACGCGCGGGCCCAACAAACGGUUGUUGCAGUUAUAACCGUCACCGCUCAAAGCAAAACCAUGAAACGCUCCUGGCGGAGUUCGUUGCGGAACCCGUGACGGCGUUUUCACGGUCGUGCGUGGGGACGCACGAGUACCUGGCGCCCGAACUUGUGUCGGGUAACGGUCACGGUAACGGCGUUGACUGGUGGGCUUUCGGGGUUUUCGUGUACGAGUUGCUGUACGGGACGACGCCGUUUAGGGGGUGCAGCAAGGAGGGCACGCUGCGCAAUAUAGCGUCGUGCAAAGACGUGAGAUUCGUCCACGUGGCUGAACGAGAGGAGCCUGGGAUGGUUGAGGCUAGGGAUUUGAUUGAGAAGCUGUUGGUGAAGGAUCCAAGGAGGAGGCUAGGGUGCGCCAAGGGUGCCACUGAUGUUAAACGACACCCCUUCUUUGACGGCAUUAAGUGGGCGUUGAUUCGGACUUACCGGCCACCGGAAGUGAAGGGGUUGGAGAGAAGGAACAAGUCGCACGUGAGCGGUCACGUGAGUCGCAAACGUGAGAGGUGGUCCUGGAAGAGACUUGGGCAUGUCCUUGGGAAAUAUAAUUUGAUUUCAAACUAUAGUCUUCAUAAUAAAAAUUAUUAUCACUAUGUUGAUGAUAGUUAUAAGGUUAAUUAA